Molecule: messenger RNA, 1164 nt
Organism: Dermatophagoides pteronyssinus (European house dust mite)
Lineage: Eukaryota; Metazoa; Arthropoda; Arachnida; Sarcoptiformes; Pyroglyphidae
Cellular component (GO): late endosome; lysosomal membrane
Source: RefSeq, a predicted model, not a curated record
CAAUGCAAAAAAAUAUUAUCGAUUGUAUCGCGAUACAGGACACCAUCUCUUGUCACUCACAAGAUGUUGUUGUUUGUUUUUUUUUAUGAAUCGUUUUUUGUUUUGUUUUUAACAACUGCAUUAGCAUCGUCAUUUAGAUCUUAAAUGUCCAAUUAAAUGAUCUUUAAGACGUAGAUUUAUCAUUUUUAAAUUUUAUCUUAUAAAAUAAGCAUAUGUAGCGUUUGAAUCGCUACACAUAAAUAUUCCGUUUUAAAGACAUUAAAUCAAAAUCGACGACAAAAUGGACGAUGAUCUACAAAUUCUAACUUUACCAUAUAAUAAUGAUCUAUAUGCUAUACAUCGUAAAACUAAUAAUAUUAAAGUGAUAAUUCUACUUGUUUUGCAUGCUAUUCUAGUUAUCAUAAAUUGGUUAUUAAGCUUUGUAUUUCCUUUGGAACAACAUAAUCUUGUUAAUUUAGUAUGGCAUGAAGAAGAAGAAACAAAAAUCAACUUAUUAAAUUCCUAUAAUCUAGCUAUAUAUUCACAACUUAUUCUUUGGCUACUUAGUUUAUUGAUAAAACAUUAUUUAAAAAAUCUUUAUUAUCGAAGAUUACGUAUACUUGGCUAUAAUAAUCAUCAUGAUAAAGUUAGAAAACAUGUAUCAUUAUCAAGUUUUUUUCUACAUGUAGCAAAUGGCCUUCUUUUGAUCAGUACGGUCAUAUUUAAUCAUUCCGAUCAUCUUGAAAUAUUUGGCAUGCAUUUAAAACCUAUUAAUGCAAUCGAAAUAAUUAUUUCGGCCGCAUCCAUUCCGAUAUUGAUCAACAUUCAUGUACACAUUUAUCACGAGAUUAAAUUUCGUCGUAGCCGUAAUCCACCGGAUGUUUUUUGUGUUGAUGAUCCAUCACGACGUUUGACUUCGGAUGGUCUUAAUCAAGUGGCUAUUAGAUCGUCAUCUUUUCUGGAAGAUUUAUUAGAAAAUCAAGCUGAUUUGAUUUAUAAUCUAAAGCUACAGAAUUCGCAUUUAAGAGAAUUACUUUAUAAAGCUACGAGUAAUCAAAAUGGCGACAAUCAACCUGAAUCUACAUCAUCGGCAACGACAAAUAGGGAUGGAAAUUAAUUAUUUUUGAUAAACAUUGUAUUUCAUUUUUUUGGUUUAAGAAUUAAAAAAAUAUUUGUAAAAUCAUU